AUGUUAAAAUCAGAAGCAAGUCAGUAUGUGGAGUUCAAUAGUGUUGAUGCCAGUUUUGUUGGUGAUGGAAAUGGAAAGUUAUGGAACGUUCCUGAUUCUAGAGCUGCCAUAAUUAAGGAUAAGAGUUUGACUCUGAUGGAAAAGAAUCAGUUGGUGAGGAUUAUUCUGUAUGCUAUAGCAAUGACAGAUUAUGAUCAAGAGGACAUGGAGGCUUGUCGAGAUUUGCUCAGGACUAAAGAUGGAAUGGAUUGUUUGGCUCUACACCAGUCACCAGCUGGGAGUAUUGAAACCCACAGAAAGAAUAGGACAGAGGCCGAUACAGGGGAAAAGACGUUUUCGGUUCCAUGGGAACUUAACAAAUUUGCAAAUAAUGCUUACCUAACAGGCCAUAAAACUUCUUAUAAAGUGGACAUAAACAGUUGCGACUCUGUCAAGUCAAUACGCUCACCUACACCUGAAAACUUCUGUGAUACAGGUUUUGCGAAUGCCGGUGAUGGCGAUGCAUAUGGAAAAGGUGCUAAAGAUAGUGGGAGUUACAAAGGUAUACGAUUGCCUUCUGAUCAGGACAUAUGUAGCCAGAAGAAGCUGAUGCUAAAGAAAGGUGGCCAGAGGGAUAUGCACCACAAGAAGUUCCUUGAAGCCAGAUAUGCCAAAUUUGCUGGUUGUAUAUCCCCCUCGAUGCAAGAUCGGCAUAUAGGUUCAUUUCUGUACCUUAAUGGAGUUUAUAGAAAUCAUACGCAGCUAAGAGUUUUAGCGCCAGUUACUGCCCUGCUUAUGGAGAAUGUGCUAAAAUAUGCAUAUGAUUUGCUUACAACAUGGAUAACAUUAAACGAGUAUAGCCAUUUGUCAGGUGCAAAAGAAUUAUCUUUUAUUUCAUACCUUUUCAGGAUGUAUGGAACUCUUACAGCCGCGUGGGAAACUCCAAAUCCGAGAAAUGAGUGGAAGCUACAAAGGUCUUUGUGUGAUGAUGUCAAUCAAGGAAAGAGGUUGCUAAAUGCAGCCAUGAAUGCCCUUCUCACAGUUCCUAAUUCUGUUAAUUCUGAAAGCAGUUCCACCGUUCAGCAUGAGAAUAUCGAAGAAAAACCUUACUGUACUUUGGAGAGAGCUGUAUAUACAGGAGAUCACUAUGGUGCAUGUGCUUCUCAUCUCGUAUUUAUGGGGAUUGAGCGAGGGCAUUUUGGAGAAUGUAACUUCACAGGGGUAAUGUGUAAUUUUGUGGAGUAA
Populus nigra (black poplar) is the source of this 1224-nucleotide messenger RNA. RefSeq lists its product as uncharacterized. Bases 1 to 1224 code for a protein of 407 amino acids. Gene Ontology annotation, biological process: small GTPase-mediated signal transduction; protein geranylgeranylation; vesicle-mediated transport. Gene Ontology annotation, cellular component: cytosol; Rab-protein geranylgeranyltransferase complex; cytoplasm. Gene Ontology annotation, molecular function: GDP-dissociation inhibitor activity. The record is from RefSeq and is a predicted model, not a curated record. The transcript is spliced from 9 exons. Lineage: Eukaryota; Viridiplantae; Streptophyta; Magnoliopsida; Malpighiales; Salicaceae.